CGACAUUCAUCAUUCCUCCGCUGUGACAUCUUCGGUGUGCAUUAGUCUGUCUGACCCAUCGUUGAAUUAACGCUGGAAGCGACAUUGAGGCAAAAAUGUCUUCUCGUAUGUAUGCAUCCCCCAAGGCUGAUUAUCACGGAGUUCUGAAUGCAAUGACAGACCGACAUCAUUCUUCGUCUUCGAUCCAUGUCUGCUCCACGGCCGGGUGCGAGGCAAGUUCCUCCUCUUGGGACGAAGGGUUAAGCAUGGAAUCUCGAGACACAAGUAUCGACACUCAAGAGACCGACAAAGGCAAAAUGGAACAAAUGGAUGGUCGGACCGACACCGCACCGUCCCAAAUAACGGAGCCAUCCCGAGGUGCACCUCAGACCGCGACGGUUCCAGAUCCUCUGCCACAGAACCAAGACGCUGUUUGCAUUACUACCAGCACCACCCGUGGCCGCUGUAUAACAGCUACUCGAGACUUUCCCAGCCGUCAUCAAAUAAUCGUCGAAAAACCGGCGAUAUCCUGCGUGCACUGGCGACAGCGACGAGGGAAGAAGACGAUUGGCGACGAGUGGGAUAAGCUCACUCCUACCGCGCAAAAGAAACUCCAAAAUACAUUCCCGAAACUGCGUGGUAUCCCGUGCUAUACGCACCCAGACGAGAAAGGACGGAGGCAACUAAAAAAGUUCGUCGAAGAGUACGCGUUUUGGGAUUCGCAGAGCACCCGCGCCCACGUUUACCCACUUGCGUCUCAUAUCAACCACGCUUGCAGCACGCAUGCCAACGCACAGCAGUGGACAGACUCUGGACAUCCCAACCUCAUUACGGUUACGCUUGUAAAAGAUGUCAAGGCAGGAGACGAACUCUUCAUCAACUACAACAAGGGGCGCAUGCCCUUUAGCUGCCCGUUCUGUGGUCGAAGAAGUGGUAAACCGAGAACUGAGAACACAGGCGAUGGGUCUUUCGGAUAGGGCUGCAAGGUCAUAUUGUAUGCAGUUCUGCGGGGCCUGAGGAGACUCUUCCGACAAGGAGAGCCCGUCAAGGGCCAGGAACAAGAGGGACAACACGCCCAGGAGCAUCCACGACC
This is a messenger RNA of Ilyonectria robusta, 1072 nucleotides long. RefSeq lists its product as uncharacterized. The transcript is spliced from 2 exons. The record is from RefSeq and is a predicted model, not a curated record. The coding region runs from base 96 to 956 and encodes 286 amino acids. Gene Ontology annotation, molecular function: protein binding. Lineage: Eukaryota; Fungi; Ascomycota; Sordariomycetes; Hypocreales; Nectriaceae.